Messenger RNA from Laetiporus sulphureus 93-53, 837 nucleotides. RefSeq names its product CRAL/TRIO domain-containing protein. The annotation marks the transcript as partial. NCBI's taxonomy places the organism in Eukaryota, Fungi, Basidiomycota, Agaricomycetes, Polyporales, Laetiporaceae. The transcript has 4 exons. The record is from RefSeq and is a predicted model, not a curated record.
AUGGCACCGAGCAAGGAUAAGCAGGACAAAGCCUUGAAGCAGUUCCGGCAGGAGCUCGAGAGACGUGAUCUCAUACACGAGGGAGACACCAUCGGAACCGACGAUGCUACGCUCCUACGGUUCCUCCGAGCGCGUCAGUAUGACCUGAAUGCGGCUACAACGAUGUGGUCUAACUGCCAGAAGUGGCGAAAGACUGUCGAAGGUGUCGGCAUCGACGAGCUGUAUAGGCGGCUUGACCCAUACGAUUACCCCGAGCGUAGUGCCGUCUUCGACUGCUGGCCAUUAUGGUUUCACAAGACGGACAAAAAAGGUCGGCCGCUAAAUAUCCAUCAUUUCGGAGGUAUCAAUAUGCCAGAGUUGUACAAGUAUGUCACGCCGCAGAAAUUCUGGCAGACGAUCGUCGUCAACGCCGAAUCGCUCACGCGUGAGGUGUUGCCCGCCUCGUCACGGGCUGCGGGGCACCAUAUCGACGGGACGUUUGUGAUUGUCGACCUCAAAGGCUUUGGCAUAAGCCAAUUCUGGCAGAUGAAGAACCUCGCGCGGGAUUCAUUUCAGAUCUCCCAGGACUACUUCCCGGAAACGAUGGCACAUUUGGCAAUCAUCAAUGCACCAUCGUCCUUUACAACGAUCUGGAGUUUCAUCAAGCCAUGGCUGGCAAAGGAGACACUGGCGAAGAUCGAGAUUCUUGGCUCGGACUACAAGGAUGUGCUCCUGCAGCAGAUUCCGGAGGAGAACCUGCCGACGGGCCUCGGAGGCACAUGCACGUGCGAUGGGCUUGGUGGGUGCAAACUGAGUAAUGCGGGCCCGUGGAUGGCAAAUCGGAAGGAACGGCGUGAA